This is a messenger RNA of Columba livia (rock pigeon), 1647 nucleotides long. It is a transcript of the gene MYF5, whose product is annotated as myogenic factor 5. Gene Ontology annotation, biological process: positive regulation of skeletal muscle fiber development; regulation of transcription by RNA polymerase II; skeletal muscle cell differentiation. The record is from RefSeq and is a predicted model, not a curated record. The transcript has 2 exons. NCBI's taxonomy places the organism in Eukaryota, Metazoa, Chordata, Aves, Columbiformes, Columbidae. The coding region runs from base 134 to 1507 and encodes 457 amino acids. Gene Ontology annotation, molecular function: RNA polymerase II cis-regulatory region sequence-specific DNA binding; protein dimerization activity; DNA-binding transcription factor activity, RNA polymerase II-specific.
CAUGUAUAUAUAAGGGCCCCCCGCAUCAGCCAAAGGACACUUCGUCUCAGGGCGCUAAUUACUAAGGAAAUUGCCCCAGAGAGCUGCCGAGAGCCGGUGGCUGCCGCUCCACGCCGACGCCUCCGCUGCAGGGAUGGAGGUGAUGGACAGCUGCCAAUUCUCCCCUUCCGAGCUCUUCUAUGACAGCUCCUGCCUCUCCUCCCCGGAGGGAGAGUUCCCCGAGGAUUUCGAGCCCAGGGACCUGCCUGCCUUCGGCGCCCACGAACCCCCCGAGUCGGCCUGCCCUGAGGAAGAGGAGCAUGUCCGAGCUCCCACCGGCCACCACCAGGCCGGCCACUGCCUCAUGUGGGCUUGCAAAGCCUGCAAGAGAAAAUCCACUACAAUGGACCGGCGGAAGGCGGCCACCAUGAGGGAGAGGAGGAGGCUGAAGAAAGUGAACCAGGCGUUUGAGACCCUGAAGAGAUGCACCACUGCCAACCCCAACCAAAGACUCCCCAAAGUAGAGAUACUGAGAAAUGCCAUCAGAUACAUCGAGAGUCUCCAGGAACUCUUGAGGGAACAGGUAGAAAACUACUAUCACCUGCCGGGACAGAGUUACUCUGAACCGACCAGCCCCACUUCCAGCUGCUCCGAUGGGAUGGUAAGAGAGGGACAGGAGCGAUGGGGCUGUGGGGACCCCAGGAAGGCCCGGGGGCAGGUUCCCUUCGAUCCAGCGUUGUGGGUCCGGUCCCAUGGGUCUCGAACAGGCCGAAUGCAGCCGAACGUCAGCAAAAGGCGGACGGUUUGGGUUAAAACAAGCCCCUUCUCAGAUUUAACACUGAGCAUGUACAUGGGCUUUCCGGGGAUGAAUGGGGGGACGGUAACGCUGCAAGAGGGCACCCAGCAAGCGCCCCAGCCCCUGGGUGCUCCUUUCUCCCCCAAACCCACUUUAGGGCGAUGCAGCAGAAGGAUAAGGCGUGGGGAGACGGGGAAGGCACUGUCCAGCGGCAGCCUGGUCGGGGGGACUGCUGCUCCACUCCCCAGGGGGCGCCGGAGCCCUCCCCGCAGGGUUUACGGCGUUUUCCCUCCGAGGGGAGCGCCCCAGCAGCCCCGGGGGGCGGUGGCCGGGCCAGGACUCGCUCCUCGCUGUCUUGCAGGCCGACUGCGGCAGCCCGGUCUGGUCGGCGAGAGGCAGCAGCUUCGAUGCCGUCUACUGCUCCGAGAUGGCCCACGGGUAUGCCGCCGAGCAGAGCAGCGCCCUGUCCAGCCUCGACUGCCUCUCCAGCAUCGUGGACCGCUUGUCCCCGGCGGAGGAGCCGGGGCUGCCCCUCCGCGACGCCGACUCCCUCUCGCCCAGCGCCAGCAUCGACUCGGGGCCGGGGACGCCCGGGACGCCGCCGCCCCGACGGACCUACCAGGCGCUAUGAAGGGCCCGGGGAAGCCGGCAUCCCGUGCUUUCCGUCACCUCCGGGGCCGCCUCCCCCGCCCAGCCGCCUCCUGCAAACGCUUCACGGGCGGGAGAGGCUGACCGGCCCACCGCCUCCCUCCGAGGCUGGGGGCAAAGCGCCCCGCCGGGCACCGGCUUCCCCCGGGGCAGACAGACACCGGGGCUCGGGACACACGCACCACCCUGGAAACCCUGCUGCAAAUAAAACGUGCUGUACGAGA